Messenger RNA from Desarmillaria tabescens, 1365 nucleotides. RefSeq names its product citrate synthase. The record is from RefSeq and is a predicted model, not a curated record. Bases 1 to 1365 code for a protein of 454 amino acids. Gene Ontology annotation, cellular component: mitochondrial matrix. The transcript is spliced from 17 exons. NCBI's taxonomy places the organism in Eukaryota, Fungi, Basidiomycota, Agaricomycetes, Agaricales, Physalacriaceae. Gene Ontology annotation, biological process: citrate metabolic process; tricarboxylic acid cycle; carbohydrate metabolic process.
AUGCCUGUACGUCCUAUCGCUGCCAGGUUCUCCUGCAGAUCCCUCUCCACACAGUCUCUCAAAGACGCUAUCAAGGAGACCAUUCCUGCCAAGCAAGAGCAGCUCAAGCGGAUUAAAGCCCAACAUGCUGGGACGACCAUUGGAGAGGUCAAGGUCGAGAACGUAAUUGGUGGUAUGAGAGGUCUGAAGGCUAUGCUUUGGGAUUCAUCUGUGCUGGAUCCCGAAGAGGGAAUUCGUUUCCAUGGCCUGUCCAUUCCCGAUUGUCAGAAGCAACUUCCGGCUGCUCCAGGAGGCAAAGAAAUGAUCGCUGAAAGCAUGCUCUGGCUUCUGCUCACUGGAAAGGUUCCGUCUGAAGCCCAGACGCGUGCUCUUUCUCGUGAUUUCGUCGAGCGCGGAACGCUACCCGCUCAUGUGGAGAAACUAAUUGAUUCCUUACCGGCAACGCUGCACCCAAUGACACAGCUGGGAAUGGGUGUCGCCGCAUUAAAUCAUGACAGUUUGUUCCAAGCAGCUUACGAGAAGGGAAUUAAAAAGUCUGAGUAUUGGGAGGCAACGCUGGAGGAUUGUCUCAACCUCAUCUCCCGUCUUCCUGCCCUAGCCGCUCGAAUCUACCGCAAUGUCUACAAUCCGGGCAAACCUAUGGAAAGCCUUGAUAAAGAUUUGGAUCUUGUCGGAAAUUAUGUCCGUCUGCUGGGAUUCGGGGAUAACCACAGUCUAACUGAAUACUUGCGGUUGUAUAUCGCUCUCCAUGGUGAUCACGAGGGAGGAAACGCGUCUGCGCACACUGCUCACUUGGUAGGGUCUACCUUGUCGGACCCGUACUUGUCUUAUUCGGCGGCGCUCUUCGCCCUGGCCGGCCCCCUCCACGGCUUGGCGAAUCAGGAGGUUCUUCGAUGGCAAAUGGCUAUGCAAAAAGAGAUCGGCAGCGAUGUCACCCAUGACAGGAUCAAAGAAUAUUUGUGGAAGACACUCAAGAGCGGUCAAGUGGUACCCGGAUACGGUCACGGUGUCUUGCGGAAUCCGGACCCUCGCUUCAUAGCUCUCCAAGAGUUCUGUGAUUCCAAGCCUGAACUACAGGACAGUCCAAUUAUCCAGCUCGUGAAGAAGACCUAUGAGGUUGCUCCCGGCGUACUAAAGGAGCACGGCAAGACCAAAAAUCCUUACCCCAAUGUUGAUGCGACGUCUGGAUGUGUUUUGUACCAUUACGGCCUCACCCAAUUCAAGUACUACACUGUGAUCUUCGGUGUUUCCCGAGCUCUCGGUUGCAUAACACAACUUGUUUGGGCUAGAGCACUUGGUUUGCCUCUGGAAAGACCCAAAUCCCUCUCUCUGGAUGCCAUCGAGAAGUUAGCGAAAUCUGCUUGA